AGCCGCUAUAAUCUUCUACUCAUGAGUUUUGUCGUGUCACCCGGAGGGGCAGACUGUCACAUCACAUACGGAUUCGGUCCCAACUUAGGGCGUGGCCAGUAUAAUACAUUGAUCAUUGAGUAUCGUACACUUCCCUGCGUGAUAGCCAAAACUCCCAGCAGCAUACACAUCAAUUGUGGAUCUGCACCGCCACCGAUUACUAUUGAUCGGGCGGAAUAAAUAUUUCCUAGUACCAUUUUUUUCUAAAAUAGUAUUAAUGGUUACCUGGCUUGUUUAAAUACUCCUCUCAACCUUUUCUAUCGCCGACGACGACGAGGAAGGAAAAGGAAAAAGGGAAAGAAAGAUCAAGUCAAUAACAAAGGUCUUGUUCUAGCCAUAUUAUCGUUGACGCAACUCCCAUGGAGUGGCAGAGCCAUGCGCGCCGGCGCUCUCAACCUGUGCAUAAUGAAGCAGUGGAACGACAAUACCAGGAACUACAACGGAGAUGUGAAACAGAGCCUGCAAAACCCCUACCUGUCACAUGGAUGUCACUGCCUCGUAAAGGCCAGCUUUUGGUAUUGUGCCUUUGUCGUGUGUUUGAUUUUCUGCAAAUUGCUUCGCUCCAAGCCUAUAUGUUCUAUCAGCUGAAGUCAUUUGACGAAAGCCUCUCCGAUUCCGAAAUCUCGACUCAAGCAGGCAUUCUUCAGGGCGCGUUCACAGCUGCUCAAUUCGCUACAGCCAUUCCUUGGGGUAGAGCUGCCGAUGCUAAAUGGGGCGGUCGGAGAUUUGUCCUACUGAUUGGUCUGCUAGGAACAGCUGUGUCAUGUUUAGGUGUUGCUUUCUCGACUUCAUUCAUGCAAGCCGUGAUUUGGCGCUCUUUUGGAGGUGCGAUCAAUGGGACUGUGGGGAUUAUCCGUACCAUGAUCGCAGAGAAUGUCAAGGAAAAGAAAUACCAUUCUCGUGCUUUCCUAAUAUUGCCAAUCGGUUUCAACAUUGCUGCUUUGUUUGGACCAGUAAUGGGUGGUAUGCUAUCAGACCCUGUGAAAAGUUACCCCAGGCUGUUCGGCCCAAAUUCUUUAUUUGGGGGAGAGUCUAGUGUUCAGUGGUUAAUCAAAUAUCCCUAUGCCCUGCCUAUGCUUGCGAAUUUCUUUUUCAUGUCAGGGUGCGCUUUGCUAGUAGCAAUUGGACUUGAAGAGACACUGGAAUCCUGCAAAGGUGAGCCAGGGCUCACUUUCUAUAUACUCAGGCUUCUUUACCGUGUACUUGGAGUUGUUAGUUCAUCUACUCCAUCUCGUUACUCUCAUAUCUCUAUCCAUCAUGAUGAAGACGGGCCUCUUCUUGACCCAAGAAUAGAGGACCAUGACAUAGAAGAGAGGGUCAAGAAAUCGAGGUCUCCCAUAAGCAGGCUACCUUUCCACAGAAUCUGGACAAAGAAUGUGCUAUUCACGCUAGUGGCACAAGCCUUUUUUGACUUCCAAAUGGGCGCCUUUAAUAACAUAUGGUUACUUUUUCUCUCAACACCUCGUUAUGAUGCAGAUAACCCGACUAGUCCUACUCGGAAGCUUCCAUUUCUUUUUACCGGCGGUUUGGGAAUGCCACCGCAGAGUGUCGGAUUUGCUACGUCUAUCCUUGGUAUCAUUGGCAUGGCGCUGCAGUUCACUAUCUAUCCUUCCAUAAACGGUCACCUAGGAACUUCCAGAAGCUAUCAAUAUUUUCUUUCGUUAUUUCCGAUAGCCUACGCUUUUGCACCGUACAUCUCUUUAGCACCGUCGUCAACUGCCCCUCCGGCCCAGGCCAGUGGUCCUUGGGUUUGGUUCUCCAUCAUAAUUGUCCUCUUUCUACAGGUUACUGCCCGUACAUUUACCCUCCCAACGUCUAUAAUUCUACUCAACAAUUGCUCCCCUCAUCCUUCCGUUCUAGGUACCAUACACGGUAUCGGCCAAUCGGUCUCUUCAGCAUUUCGAACAAUAGGUCCUAUAUUCUCCGGUGCUUGGUAUGGAUAUGGUCUUGACGUUGGUAUCGUGGGGUUUGCCUGGUGGAUCGUUGCAUUAGUCUCUGUCUUCGGGUGCUUAGCAUCAGUAUUCGUCUAUGAAGGGUCGGGACACGAAAUACUUCUUCCUGGUGAGGAUGAGGUUGAACUCAAGUGAUAGUAAUAGCUAUAAAGAACUUUCGACAUGUUAGUAUUAAGAAAUAGUCUUUC
Talaromyces proteolyticus is the source of this 2179-nucleotide messenger RNA. Its product is annotated as putative MFS transporter. Gene Ontology annotation, biological process: transmembrane transport. Lineage: Eukaryota; Fungi; Ascomycota; Eurotiomycetes; Eurotiales; Trichocomaceae. The record is from RefSeq and is a predicted model, not a curated record. Gene Ontology annotation, molecular function: transmembrane transporter activity. Bases 399 to 2126 code for a protein of 575 amino acids. The transcript is spliced from 4 exons.